CAGGUACUAAAGUCUGUUGUCCUCCUUCUUCUACCGUGAGUGUUUUUGCUACCACACCACCUACAGAGUUACAUUUGGUCGAGAUGGCGUCCAAGCCUGUUGUUCUGCAAAUCCGUCCUCGUGGAAAGCCCAUAAAGGCUCUGCCCGAUACCCUCGAACUGGGUCCCAAUGCCACUUCUGCCGACCUCUACGCUGAGCUCGCAGCUCGAUCUAAAUUCUCCGUCCAUCAGCUCCGCGUCACCAAAGGUUCCGACGGCAGCGUUGUCCCCAAUGCUCAAGAAACCUCUGUGCAUGCGACAGGCUUGAGGGAUCAGAGCACGAUACAUGUCAAAGAUCUUGGGACACAGAUUGGUUGGCGGACAGUGUUCAUCAUCGAAUACUUUGGACCGAUCCUGAUACAUCCCUUGUGGCUUGCACUACGCCCAUACAUUUAUCCUUCGGCGACCCAGGAAGCAUCCCCACUGCAGAAGCUGCUAUGCUGGCUCAUUUGCCUGCAUUUCACCAAGAGAGAGCUGGAGACGCUGUUCGUUCAUCGUUUCUCUGCGGCCACUAUGCCAUUCAGGAAUGUCUUCAAAAAUAGUUUCCAUUACUGGGUGCUCUCCGGAGCCCUGAUUGCGGCCUUCAUUUACUCGCCCUCUUCGGCUGCAGCGCGAAAAGCGAAUCCCCUGCUCUUGUACCCUGGGCUUGCCCUUUUCGCCCUUGGUGAACUUGGAAACCUCCAAGCUCAUCUGACUCUGAUGGGUCUCAGGAGUGCGGGCGGAUCAGAGCGUGGUAUCCCGCAAGGCCCUCUUUUCAAGCUGGUCACAUGUCCAAAUUAUUUGACCGAGACGCUUUCAUGGAUUGGCGUGUAUCUUGUCAGUGGGCUGAGCUGGGGUGUCCUCAUCUUUACUAUUGUGAGUGUGGCGCAGAUGGCAGAGUGGUCGAAGAAGAAAGAAAGCCGGUAUCGCAAAGAAUUCGGCGACAAGUAUAAGAAGAAGCGUUACACGAUGUUUCCAGGCAUCUGGUAAAAGGUGCCGGCGCUAGCGCGGGACUAGAGGAGUCGAAACCGUGUAUGACCAGAUACGAAAGUCCAUCCAUUGUAUUGGGGGACCACGGCCAUUCAAUUCCUCGCCAUUGGACGCGACCAUGUGAUCAUGGGACACUGUACCUGUACGAGGUGGAAUCUGUUUCGAGGUGCCUAAAGGGUUGCGUGAUAGGGACCAUCUCUGCGUGGGCAGGUUCGACAUUAGGCCGAACAAAGUAGAUCACGACCAACACAUUUCCUUCAUUCAUCUGCCUCAUGCCAAAAUCUAAGAUAUGAUUGUUAAAAAGGGUGGACUCUUGGGUAGCCCGUGCCGCUUGAAAAAUGA
Exophiala viscosa is the source of this 1349-nucleotide messenger RNA. RefSeq names its product enoyl reductase. NCBI's taxonomy places the organism in Eukaryota, Fungi, Ascomycota, Eurotiomycetes, Chaetothyriales, Herpotrichiellaceae. The coding region runs from base 84 to 1007 and encodes 307 amino acids. Gene Ontology annotation, biological process: very long-chain fatty acid biosynthetic process. Gene Ontology annotation, molecular function: oxidoreductase activity, acting on the CH-CH group of donors. The transcript is spliced from 2 exons. The record is from RefSeq and is a predicted model, not a curated record.